AUGGCAAUGUCGAGUCGGAGGUCCAAUGGUGCCACCGGGAAAGAUCUCAUGAAGACUUUCAGAGGAAAUCUCCAAGCUGUGGAAGCUGGAGAUGCCCUCUUGUCUUUGGAUGCUUUUUGCAAGAAGCAUCAUGUGCUCAUGAAGGAGAUUUUGGGCAUCACUACUCGGCCGACUGCAGCUGUCAUGCGUGAAUCAAUGAGCUUGGUGUGGCCAGGGGCACCAAGCUUGGAGCUGAAGACGUUUGCGAAUCAUCUUCACGAAGUUUACAAGACUCUCUUCACGAAGACUCGCAACAUGUCCACAGGAGGAAGGCUGGCCGACAGCAUUCAGGACAUGUGCUUCUUCAUCAAGGACUUGCUCGGUUUACCGGAGAGUAAGCAGGGGUCCAAGAGGGCAAGCUCAGGCUCUGCCCGGUCGCCCAAAGCCUCUCCGAAGAAGAAGAUCAAGCAAAGGCUGGACUCGACAUGCCAAAAGGCAUCGACAAGGAAACUUGAGGUUCACGUCUCUGUGUCCUCUUCGGAUGCAGGUGCAACAGUUAAGAAGGAGCCGGCAGAAGCUGCAGAACCUGCAAGCCAUACGAGAGAUGGGCCAAGGCCUCUGCCUACAGGCCAAAUCAGCAAGCUAUACCAGCAGGCUGCAUCGGCCGCCAGCUUUUUCCACACAGAUUUGUCAGUACCAACGGUGCUGCGAAUUGCAGGUGACAGCCGAGAGGCUGCCAAGAUGCACAAGGGGCCUUCUGGUUUUGCUGUGGCAGUGUGGUCCGAUGGGCAUCAGAUCGUGAGCGAGAUCCCGAACCUUCUGCUGGACAAAGAAGAUGGAGAAUCUCCAGCUGCAUGUGCAGAUGAUGCUGCAGCAGGCCAAGAUCUCGAAGCCCCUGCCGAAGCCGCUCUGGUUCCAGUCGAUGCUCCAGCUGCAGAUGAUGAUCAGGAUCCGAACUAUGGGGAUGUGGCGGUUCUCCCUGCAAAUGCGGUUCUUCGGAAGGAGUAUCGUGCAGCAAACAACACCAUGGCCUUUCGCAUGAUUUGGCGAAACGAAAAGAACAAAGAGUGCAAGAGGCAGAUGUUCCAGCUGAAAGGCGGCUCCGCCACCACGAAGGAGCAAUUGCAUGCAACAGGAGAGGAAGCCCUACGAAAAGCUCGAGCUGGAGAGCCUUUGGCCCAGGUCGAGACCAUGGUGCUCGUGCCGCUCUACUGCGAGGACAAGGACUGA
Molecule: messenger RNA, 1209 nt
Organism: Symbiodinium sp. CCMP2592
Lineage: Eukaryota; Dinophyceae; Suessiales; Symbiodiniaceae
Source: the annotation of a GenBank genome assembly